Hyla sarda is the source of this 2175-nucleotide messenger RNA. It is a transcript of the gene UFM1, whose product is annotated as ubiquitin fold modifier 1. NCBI's taxonomy places the organism in Eukaryota, Metazoa, Chordata, Amphibia, Anura, Hylidae. Gene Ontology annotation, cellular component: cytoplasm; nucleus. Gene Ontology annotation, biological process: protein K69-linked ufmylation. Bases 140 to 418 code for a protein of 92 amino acids. The record is from RefSeq and is a predicted model, not a curated record. The transcript has 6 exons.
CAAUAUAUGAAUAUUCAUUAGCCGAGCGGUGCUGCGGGCAGGGCGGCGGUUACAAUACAGUGGCAGUUGACGGCAGUAACCCCGCCAUUGCCAGUUAAGUGAUAAUUUUAUAACACAGAAAAAGACCUGUAACGGGCAAAUGGCACAGCGGAUCCGGGCAAGGUCAAAGGUUACAUUUAAAAUUACGCUUACAGCGGACCCCCGGCUUCCAUACAAAGUGCUGUGCGUUCCGGAGACUACGCCAUUCACAGCGGUUCUGAAGUUUGCCGCAGAGGAGUUCAAGGUCCCUGCAGAAACCAGCGCUAUCAUAACAAAUGAUGGAGUAGGAUUAAAUCCCGCACAAACUGCUGGAAAUGUAUUCCUUAAACACGGAUCAGAACUUAGACUCAUUCCCAGAGACCGAGUGGGCAGCUGUUAAUACCCCGACAUCUUGCAAUAUGUAUUUCUAUUGGAAACAUGUUAAAAAGAACUAAUUUAUUCUGGGCUUUUAAAAAAAAAAAAAAGCAAAGACUCUGAAUUUUAAGUCGGUUUUAAGAUUUAAUUCAGUAAGGCUCAUUUCCCUUUAAAAUCAAAGUGACUUUGAAGAUUAAAGAUUUGUAAGGUUUAAUUAUUGCUUCUCAUGUCUAUAAAACCAUAUUGCUUUUGUGACUCUCUCAAUGUAGUCUGGCACUUUUGAAGAACCAGUUCAACAUGUAUGUGUGUAUGUAUGUAACAUCUUAUUAUACAUAUUGCUGGAUCAUAGAUAUAGCAUAAAACUACAUUCAUGUACAGAGAUAUCAUUGUAACACAAAAAUAUUUACACUCAUAUUACAACAUUUUAGUAAUCGGACUCAUUCUCAGUGACUUGAUAACUUUAUUCCAUUGCUCCCCUCUAAAGCAUGUUAUAUAGCUUGUAUAGAAGAGUAAGAGAGCCAUGAUGCCUCCCUUUAGGUGCCCUGUUUAUAAUCUCUGACCCUUUAAAGAGCCUUAGAACAUGACUAAGGAUUAUCAAUCUAACAAAAAUCUUCUCCAAAAAAGACACUCAUUUGUAAAUACCUGUUCUUGUUCCUUGUCAGUUCAGAGCAUGGCACUGGUUGGCUGGGUGAAAAGUCUUUUAUGGUAGAUCUUGAGGGAUUGGGUUUCUCAAAGGUCUCUGAACAUAUGUGGGGUGAGGAUACCGAAGCCUGUCUACACAUCGGUCCUCUGUCUUUUGGUGGAGACUCUGGUUUGGUUGAUAAUCUCCAGUCAUGUUUCAAGGCUUUUUUUUUUUAAAUGCGUCAGGAAUUGACUUACAGGGUAGCUACCCAAAUAGGUAGCACUACAGAGGCAGCUUUAUUUCUUUUAGAGGAGAGAUGAUUUGCAUACUUUUUUCCCUCGGAUCAUUGCCUGACCUAUGAUCCAUUAGGCUGACCAUACACAUAAGAUAAAUGUUGGCCAAAAUGGCAGAUUUGGACCAUUUCGUAUGGCUGAGGGCAAACUCCUGUCUGCCUAAACAGUGAAUCUGACGUGUUUAAUUUUUUUUACCUGUAGGCUGAAACUAGACUUUUCUUAUAUUAUAAUGUGCUUAUUUUGUUGGUUUGCUAGUUAACUGUGGCAUAUUGGUUAGAUGAUCUGUACAAAUUAUCCAACGUACCAUUGACCAGUGACAUUCUGACCUCUGUAUUGCCAGCUUAAAGCUAGGGCUAAGUUGUGUGCUAUCUUUUGGACUGGAGCUGUCACUCAAUAGUUAAAAUCAAUCAAAUAGAGCUACUAAAAGUGGCAGCAAGUCCCGACCUUAAAGGGGUAUUCCGCUGCUCAGCGUUUGGAACAAACUGUUCCGUACGCUGGAGCCAGGAGCUCGUGACGUCAUUGCCCCGCCCCUUCAUGAUGUCACGCUCGCUCCCUCGAUGCAAGUCUAUGGGAGGGGGCGUGACGGCUGUCACGCCCCCUCCCAUAGACUUGCAUCGAGGGGGCAGGGCGGGAUGUCAUGGGGGUGGGGCUAUGAGGUCACAAGCUCCCGACUCCAGCGUUCGGAUCAGUUUGUUCCAAACGCUGAGCAGCAGAGGACCCCUUUAUGCAACGACCAAGACUUGAAGUAUUCAGGAGAUCUUGGCUUUAGUCUAGAAUAUAUCAUACAGAAAAUUAUUUGCUUAUUUUUGUUGAAAAAAAGAUAUUAAAACAUUCUUAUGUUAGAUUAAAUUAUAAUAUUCAACUGGU